AGUUUUGCCUUGUGUUGCUGUGUCAUUGCAAACGGUGUCUAAUGAACGUGUCGUUACGUGCACCUCGAUAACCGCCACGGGACGGCGACCAGCUAUGUGAUAUUAAGCUGACAUUGUUGGCUAACUCGGCUAGCUGUUAGCAUUGUGCUGCCGUUCGUUUGACAACUAAUGCUACUGUAGCAGUUUAUCGACACCAUGCUAACAGUUGUUAGCCUCCAGCUUUACCUUGCGCUCCAGGACACUUAAGCAGCCCCCUGGCCUAUGGCACUUUUUCUUUGAGCACGGAGGGGUCUGAGUGAAGGCUGAAAGAUGGUCUGAUGGACCGCCGCUUCUUCCUGACCUUCCUCUUCUGCUCAGUGUCGUGGAUCUUCUUCUGGGAAGUGCGCUGGAAGAAAGGAAAAGAAAGUCAGAUUGAGGAAUGGCUCCAAGGACAUAGCCUCUCUCAAUACAGGCACUUAUUUGAAGAUGUACAGACACUGGAGGAACUGAGUCUGAGUGUAUUGAGUCGUCUGGAAGAGGUGGUGAAGGAACAGCAGCGGUGGAGGGAAAUUGCAGAGGCCCACAUCCAGCUGCUCCGAGACUUUGCCUUCCAGGAGUGGCUUUGCUCCCAGAACCUGGAGCACUAUUACCAUACACUUAAGACCUUGGGUUGCAUGAAUCUGGAUGAUCUGUCUCAGUUUGACAGUCAGCUGCAGCUGUCUCUAGCUGCCUGGGGAUACUACUACGAAGACUACAUUAAGUUGUCCACAGGCAUCAAGAUCCUCCAGAACUCAAGGGGGAGUCGUGACCAGGACUACGAGAUCCGGCUGGUACACAGCCUUGCUGUGAGGCGUCUGAAUGAGAAGUGGACAAUCGCGGGAGCUCUCAUAUUUGGCUGUACUGUGGCGCUGUGCUUCUUGAUAAGGGACCUCAUGUUUUACGUGAUUGGUGGAAUUACUGUUUCCAUCAUAGCGUUUGUCUUCACCAUCAAGUUCCUCUGUGAGCUUGCAGCGAGGGUGGUCAGCUUCCUGCAGAAUGAGGAUCCGGGGCGACGCGGCGACCGCAGCAUCUACGACUAUGUCCGGGGAAACUACCUGGACCCACGUUCCUGUAAGGUGUCUUGGGAUUGGAAAGAACCGCAGGAAGUGGGGCAGACUAUGAGCUUCAGAGUCCAGCUGUUUUAUAAGAAUGGCCAGCCAUUUCCGGCCCACAGGCCUGUUGGGCUGAGGGUCAACAUCACCCACAUUGAAUUGGCUCUGGACAUCCCUGUUACACAGGAGGUUCUGCAGGAACCAGAAUCCAAUGUAGUCAAAGUGGCCUUCACAGUGCGCAAGGCCGGACGCUAUGAGGUUGCUGUCAAGCUGGGUGGCCUCAAUGUGGCCUACAGCCCUUAUUACAAGAUAUUUCAGCCAGGUACAGUUGUCCCAUCCAAAACCAAGAUAGCCUACCAUUUCUCCACCCUGGUGCUAACAAAUGGCCAGCAGCACACUUUGCAGAUUGAGCCCAGGGACGAGUAUGGAAACCCCACCAGUAACUCCACAUCUCUCACAGAUGAAGCCAACUACAGCGUCCAUGUGCACUCUCUGGGCACGGUGGAUGAUGACAGUGUGGAUGACUACUACAGUAAGUCAGUGUCACUAAACAAGCAGCAGUGCCAGGUUCUGCUGAGACUGACUCUGAGGAAGACAGGCUGUUUCAGGGCUCGCAUCUCCUACAAGGACCAGCCACUCAGCAACGGGGAGUUUGACAUUAUUGUUCUCAGUGAGAAUGAGAAGGCCUGUGUGGAGAAGAAUGUGUCCACUCCAGGCAUAAGUAUCUACUUUGAGGCGUAUCUUUACAGCAAUGGGAACUACAGUUCCUCAUGGCAGUUACCAGCCUCCUCUUUGCUGGCUCCUCAGAGGAGGCCCUCCAUGGGAGAAGAGGAGGAUGAGCAUGACUCUCCUGUGGAGGGACAACCUGAGAAGGUCAAGAAACCAAAAAAGGUCUACUGUUACAUAUCGCCAAAGCAACUAUCCGUGAAGGAGUUCUACCUGAAAAUAAUUCCGUGGCGCCUUUUCACCUUUCGAGUAUGUCCAGGAACAAAGUUCACCUAUUAUGGUCCUGACCCAGUUCACAAGUACCUAACACUAGUGGUGGAUGAUGGGAUACAGCCUCCUGUGGAGCUCAGCUGCAAAGACAGGAAUAUCAUGGCUGCCACUUUCAUUCGCUUCCUGCACAAGAACAUUGGUGGCUCUGAAACGUUCCAAGACAAGGUGAACUUCUUUCAACGUGAACUCAGGCACAUCCACUCCAAGAGACCUCGCACCAAGACCUGCCUAAAAAUCACUCGACACUCCAUUCUGGACUCAUCCCUGAAGGCUACGAGGAACUUCUCUGUGUCAGACUGGAGUAAGAACUUUGAGGUUGUGUUUCAGGAUGAGGAAGCUCUGGACUGGGGAGGGCCUCGCAGGGAGUGGUUUGAGCUGGUGUGUAAGACCCUGUUUGACACCUCCAACCAGCUGUUCACCCGCUUCAGCGACAACAACCAGGGUCUGGUGCACCCAAACGCUGAGCGGCCACCACACCUGCGCCUAAAGAUGUAUGAGUUUGCGGGACGCGUCGUCGGGAAGUGCCUGUACGAGUCUGCUCUGGGUGGGGCCUACAAACAGCUGGUCCGAGCUCGCUUUACACGGUCUUUCUUGGCCCAGAUCAUUGGCCUCAGGAUGAACUACAAGUACUUUGAGACGGACGACCAGGAGUUCUACAAAACUAAAGUCUGCUUCAUCCUAAACAAUGACGUGAGUGAAAUGGACUUGGUGUUUGCUGAGGAGAAGUACAGCAAGUCAGGACAGCUGGAGAAGGUGGUGGAGCUGAUAUCAGGGGGAGCUCAGAUCGCUGUUACCAAUGAAAACAAGAUGCAUUAUCUCAACCUGCUGGCCCAGUACAGACUGGCCAGCCAGGUGAGAGAUGAGGUGGAACACUUCCUGAAAGGUUUGAACGAACUGGUUCCAGAAAACCUGCUAGCCAUAUUUGAUGAGAACGAGUUGGAGCUGUUGAUGUGUGGCACCGGUGAUAUAAACGUGCAGGACUUCAAGGCCCAUGCUGUCAUUGUCGGAGGAUCGUGGCACUUCAGAGAGAAAGUGAUGAAGUGGUUCUGGGCCGUGGUGUCCAGCUUCACCCAGGAGGAGUUGGCUCGUCUGCUGCAGUUCACCACCGGCUCCUCUCAGCUUCCCCCUGGGGGAUUCAACACCCUUUGCCCCUCCUUCCAGAUCAUCGCCGCCCCCACACACAGCACCCUGCCCACUGCACACACAUGUUUUAACCAGCUGUGCCUCCCUACGUACGACUCCUAUGAGGAGCUGCACAAGAUGUUGAAGCUGGCCAUCAGUGAGGGCAGCGAGGGCUUCGGCAUGCUCUGACUCUCCCAUCACUGGCACCGUGGUUACCCCAGUGCAUUCAUCUGCAUUUAACAGUGGGCUUCUUGGCGGAGAAUCACCCAGACUCCCUACAUAUACUCUCUCAGGAUGAGAGGGCACUACAGAAAGUCCAAGACGGCUGUCCUGAAACUGGAACUCAAAUGAACUCUAGUGCUACUGUAUGUAUAUAAAAUAUCUCGCUUUUGUAAAAAAAAAAAAAAGGAAACCAGGAACUGCUGAAAAAGGUGAGGUUUGGGCCAGCUGUAUUUCUUAAUGCUAAAGUUUGCUUAGUUUUAUAUGUUUGAAAGACAUGAUGCUAGAGCAAAGGCCUUGAGUAUUACUUUAUACCUGCUUCUUUUGCAUUUUGCAAACUGAGGAACACUUAAGUGCAACUGCGGCCUACAUGUGAUGUGGGUGACGCGUGCAUCUACGGCACUUUGGCCUUACUCGAUCAGGGACUGAUGUGUGUUUGUAAAUAUAUAAUAUCACUCUUUUAUUUCAAUAUUUGUACAUAGUAGUGUGUAUAAAUAGGUUUUCACCUCGUUAUCUUUUUGGUUCAAGGAGAAGGGAUUUUCUUUAUUGUUGCACGUUUGGUAGGGGGAGAGUUUAUAUAAUUUCUAUAAGCUUUUUUUUUUCUCUCAGAAAGAAUGGGUUUUAAAAGAAGCCAAGUGAUUUCUAUUGUUUAUACAUGUUUUUAACUUAUUAUAUGUUGAAAAAUAUUUGUGUUGACCCAUACUGUUGAAACUAUGUUUGUUUGGAGCGGUAAAUGUUUUUGUUAUGUUUUAUAACCUGCCUUACUCAUGCCCUUUGCCUCUGAUUGUAUCCAGAGAGGUGCGUAUUUGAGAAAAGCAUAGUCGACAAUAGUAAUCGUUAUAUUAUGACAUUUCUACAAGUACGCGCAGGGGUCACUGUGGAUGUUGGGGAGAGCCCAUGUAUAACAUUUUGUUAUAUAUGCUGUAUGCUUUUUACUUUUUCAUUCACAGCCUUUUAUGGGUUUACCUCAAAAUCUCCUAUGCCACCUGUUCACACUAUGACACAGGUGUAUAUGUGUACGCCUGUGCACAUAUAGUUUGCUAGAAGCCGCCUCCUUCCAGUCCCACAACCUUUAGCCAUAUUAUCCCAAAACCUCAGUAAACUGAAGGAUUAUAACAAUGCAGAUUACGUCCCUGUUUGUUUUUCUUUAUGUUGUUAUAAAACUAUUUAUUUUUAAUGCUGUUAGUAUUGUCAAUAUCCUGAGCCAGCAGAGGUUUUUUCUCUUUUCUGUUGAAUUGUGUAGCAAUUCUUUUGCUGUUCCAGAGUUGACUUGUUAUUUAGCCAUUUUAUACUAUAGUGUGUGCUUCCAGUCAGUGUUUGUAGAGCAUUUAGGAAAAUUCAUGUUUAGACUUGAAAAGAAAACAAAAACUGAAGAAUUCAUCUCAUUAGUAUUUCAAUUUGAAUAUGUUCACGAUCAGCACAGAGCACUCUGGAUGCAGUUUCACUCCUCACGUUAUUCUCAGUGAAAGUCAGACUCAGCCACAAAGAGAUUUAGCAUCAUUAUCGUUAUAUUGCAAAGAUGUCACACUUUAACUGUUUUUGCAGCAGGCUGAGAUUCACUGUGUUGGCUCAUCAAAGCCAAAGCAGUGUCCUCUGGGAAACUGAUGAUCAUUUGCUUAUGCUUUAGCUGGCCUUUUACAGUGUUAAGAGGUUUAUAAGAGGGUUUGUGUUUGUUUGGGUUGUGCAAUGUUGACCUGAAGUACUGACAACAGAGGGGGAAAAAGUGCUUAUGAAAAUGUUUCAUUAAGGGUGUGUUUUCAGCACCAGUAUCAAUGGCUAAUCUAUUUACCAGAAUUAAAAGUAGUUAAAGCAUAACAUGUGUUAGUUGUUCCAUUAGAUAGGACCAUUAUAAACAAAUAUGAAGGAGGUCUGUCUUGUAGUUUUAUGUCCAUGUUUAAUGUUUGCUUUUCAUGAGCAUCUACUCUGUUUUAUGUUUGGAUUGUUUCUGGAUUAGAUGGCCUGAGUGUGACUUUUAGCGAUGUAGAUAUUGUGAAAUAUUUGCCUAUGACUUUGAAGCUGGGAUACUUUUUUUUCUUCCUUUUUUUAAUGGCAAGCCUCUACUGAUGAAUGUUUGAGAUUCUCUGCACUGCAGGUCCUUUUGUUUAUGGGAAUAAAAAAUGAUGGACUAAA
Plectropomus leopardus (leopard coralgrouper) is the source of this 5537-nucleotide messenger RNA. NCBI's taxonomy places the organism in Eukaryota, Metazoa, Chordata, Actinopteri, Perciformes, Serranidae. The record is from RefSeq and is a predicted model, not a curated record.